AUGGCUGCCCUCUCGACCAACUCGAUACAGAAGUGGUACAACCGCUACUUGAGUGAGGUGGCUAAUGGAUGCCUGGAGCUGCCUGUCUACGAAAAGGAAGGAAAUAUUGGUGGCCGUGCUGCACAGAAGACAGUUGAUGAGGCUGUUAGUAAGUGGCUGUUGAGUGGUUUUGAACUGGCUUACAACUGGUUAACAACUGGUUAA
This is a messenger RNA of Aspergillus fischeri NRRL 181, 204 nucleotides long. RefSeq lists its product as uncharacterized. NCBI's taxonomy places the organism in Eukaryota, Fungi, Ascomycota, Eurotiomycetes, Eurotiales, Aspergillaceae. The record is from RefSeq and is a predicted model, not a curated record. The transcript is spliced from 3 exons. The coding region runs from base 1 to 204 and encodes 67 amino acids.